AAGGAAAGCAACUCUUCGGUAGGAGAAAGACACUCGUCCGAACGAACGAACAAAAGCAGGGAAGACACGUCUUUUUGGAGCCUGCCGCCUGGUGUGUUCAUCUAUCCUCUGAAGGACUGCGAAGAAACAAACUUCAGUGAUACUAAAUUGACUGACCGGCGAUUUGACAUGGCCCCGGCAACUAUUAUCUCGUCUUCUUCUCCUUUCUUCUCGCCGUCUCUUGGGAAUGUUUUCUCUGCAACCAACUCCAGGGCCGGGGCGGUGGGUUUCCUCGGUUUUGCGCCCAAAUUUCAGGCGCCAAACCCUCUUACUGCAACCUCUAUUUCUCUCUCAACCGCGAGGAAAACCUCCAGGAGCUUACUCCAAGUGCGAUCAGUUGCUGCUCCAGUGGAAGAUGUGGCUGAAUUUGAUGAUAUGGUCUCUGGAACUCAAAGGAAGUACUACAUGCUUGGUGGAAAGGGAGGUGUAGGAAAAACUAGCUGUGCUGCCUCACUUGCUGUGAAAUUUGCGAACAGUGGGCAUCCUACUUUGGUCGUGUCAACGGAUCCAGCACAUUCCUUGAGUGAUUCUUUUGCUCAGGAUUUAACUGGGGGCACACUAGUACAGGUCGAGGGACCUGAUUACCCACUUUUUGCUCUUGAGCUGAAUCCAGAGAAAGCCAGGGAAGAAUUUCGUACUGCAUCUAAGCAGAAUGGUGGAACCGGUGUGAAAGAUUUUAUGGAAGACAUGGGUCUUGGAAUGCUUGUUGAACAGUUAGGAGAGUUGAAACUAGGAGAGCUACUGGACACACCUCCUCCUGGUUUGGAUGAAGCUAUUGCGAUUUCAAAAGUGAUACAAUUUCUUGAGUCAGAAGAAUACAACAUGUUUACUCGAAUAGUUUUUGAUACAGCACCAACGGGUCAUACUCUGCGGCUUCUCUCGUUGCCUGAUUUCCUAGAUGCAUCCAUUGGGAAGAUACUGAAGGUACAAUUAUCUAAUUAACAUAAUGAAACAUAAGCAUAUGUUUUCUUCCAUCAAUGAUGAGUUAUCUAAAUUGUUCAAGCAAACAAGUUUAUGUGUCGUGAAUCUUCUGUCUUUGAGCCUUUUUUGUAUUUUCUGGGAUUGAUCCUAAGCAAUUUUGGUAUGGAAUACUCGCUGCUUACAUUCCUGGAUGGAGAAAAUGGGAAGGAAAAAGGAAGUUGGUAACGUUAAUAUGUGUGCAUUUCUCUUCAAUCCUACAAAAAAUUGCUGGGUAUCUUAUUGCAGCUUAAACAAAAGAUAACUUCAGCUACAUCUGCAAUCAAAUCUGUUUUUGGGAAAGAAGAAAAGCGACCGGAUGCUGCUGAUAAGUUGGAGAAGCUGAGGGAAAGGAUGAUAAAAGUGCGUGAACUGUUUCGGGAUGUGGACUCCACUGAGUUUGUUAUAGUCACAAUUCCUACGGUAAUGGCAGUUAGUGAAUCAUCUAGAUUGCGUGCCUCCUUAGAGAAGGAGAAUGUACCCGUUAAAAGGCUAAUUGUAAAUCAACUUCUUCCACCAUCUGUCUCUGACUGCAAAUUUUGUGCAAUGAGAAGGAAGGAUCAGGCGCGUGCUCUUGAUAUGAUCCAGGAUGAUCCAGAACUGUCUACCUUGAGAUUGAUCAAAGCUCCCCUGGUUGAUGUAGAGAUCAGAGGCGUUCCAGCCCUCAAAUUCAUCGGUGACAUCAUAUGGAAAUGAUCAUAAGCAAAGAGUCGGAAUUAAAUCGUACCAUGACCAACUUUGAAACAUCAAUUGAUAGUAAGCAAUUGCAGGAAGAGCUGAAUGCUAUCGACACAGUCUGCAGAGACUUUGUAGAGCUCGUAUGAUGUUUUGAUGGUUCGAACUCUGAGUCAAUGUGUAUGUAACACUUCAUGUAGAUAAUGUUCAAGUUUCAAGAUCUUUAGUUAGAUGUUUGAUCAUGAAAGAUCAUACAGGAUACAAUAGAGUAACUACCAUAUGGGUUUACACACAAUGUACAACAACUGAGGACUUGCUAUUGGAGAAGUUUUUUCCUGUCAUGUGUAAGCUCCUAUAGAUGUACAAAAAACCGUUUCUCUGUUGGGGAAAAGGAGAAUAAAUAAUUCACACCCUCUAAUUCUCUGCUAUCUAUAAGUCCUGAUACUUCAUCGAAUCAAUUGAAUGGCUAAACAUAGAAUAUGCACUUCUGCCUGUCAACUCACCGCCUCCGGCCUAAUGUCACCAAACCAAAGAAUGC
This is a messenger RNA of Linum tenue, 2209 nucleotides long. Lineage: Eukaryota; Viridiplantae; Streptophyta; Magnoliopsida; Malpighiales; Linaceae. The record is from the annotation of a GenBank genome assembly.